GGGACUUUGUUCUUUUUCUGUUGAUUUUUGCUUUCUUGUCAUAUGGCCUAUUUUGAUUAUUGGAUUCCCAUCAGAUCAUUUGAUAUUCGAUCUUCUUGAUUUGGCUUUUACGAAUCGGCGAAUCUGGCUAUUCGGAAUUUGUUAGUUUUGGGGUUUUGGGUUGAACUGUAGCUGGGUUUUGAAAUUUCUUAUAUUUGGGAUCUAGCUUUGAUAAAAUUCGCUGUUUUUGUUUAUGUUUUUAUAUUGAGAUUUACUUUUGCUGGAGGAUAGACAAGUUUUGUGGGUUUGGGUUGUAGAACUUUCGGCGUUUAGGUUGUCGGAUGUUGUUGAAUUAUAUAGGUGGAUUUAUAAAUGAAUCUGAAUUACAGAUGCGGUUCUGUUAGUUUUGUGGUUUUGAGUUGAUUUUGUGGAUUUGUGGUCUUGAAUUUCCCGAGGGGGUUUUUGUCUCUGAAUCUUGUGAGUCGUGACAAUGCCCUCUACUGAUAACCAGGGUUCUUCACCUUUGACCUCAUUUGGCCGCUCGAUCUGGAGUAUAAGGCGAGAACAGGUUCAUUCCAUGGAAGCUAAUCAUGAAUUUAGUGCCCAUGAAUUAGAGCUUGAAUUGUUCCAAAAACAAGUUACAGAACGUUUUCAUGAGCUGUCAGCUGUUAGUGCUGACGAUUUGCUCUCAAUUGCGUGGGUUCGGAAGCUUUUGGAUGUCUUUGUGAGCUGCCAGGAGGAAUUUAGGGUUAUAUUGGUGAACAGCAAAGAAUGGGUGUCUAAACCCCCUUUGGAUCGAAUGGUUGCUGAAUUCUUUGAAAGGAGUGUUAAGGCGCUUGAUAUUUGUAAUGCGACUCGUGAUGGGAUUGAGAAGAUUCGUUUGUGGCAGAAGCAUUUGGAGAUUGUUUUGUGUGCUGUGGAAUCUCACCAGAGGGCAUGGGGUGAAGGCCAGUUACGUCGAGCAAGAAAGGGUUUGAUGGAUCUGGCACUUGCAAUGCUUGAUGAUAAGGACUCUGGCUCACUACUUUCGCACCGGAACCGGUCAUUUGGGCGUCAUAACGCAAGCAAGGAUCAUCAUCACCGUCGCCAUCACUCCUCUGGCUCAGGCUCGGGGGGCCAUUCUCGGUCUCUUUCAUGGAGUGUGUCUCGUUCUUGGUCUGCAGCCAAGCAACUCCAAUCAAUUGCGAGCAACUUGAUGGCACCGCGUGCUAAUGAGGUUGCAGCUACAAAUGGGGUUGCAGUCCCUGUUUUCACCAUGAGCUUGCUGCUCAUGUUUGUUUUAUGGGUUCUUGUUGCUGCAUUUCCAUGUCAGGAUCGGGGUCUGAACACUCAUUUUUCAAUCCCGCGGCACUUCUCAUGGGCCACUCCACUGAACUCACUUCAUGAGCGAAUCAUAGAGGUAUCCAGGAAGCGAGAGCGCCGGAACUGUAACGGGUUGUUGAAGGAGAUUUAUCAAGUUGAGAGGUGUGCACGCCACAUGACUGACUUGGUAGAUAUGGUUCAGUUUCCAUUGACAGAGGAACAGAAAAUGGAAGUUGAGCAUGAGGGCCAGGAGUUGGCGCUGAUUUGUGAAGCUUUUAAGAAUGGAUUGGAUCCGUUGGAGCGCCAAGUGAGCCAAGUGUUCCGUAGGAUCAUGAAUUGCCGAACAGAGGGUCUGGAUUUCUUGAGUAAAUCAAACAGUUUGGAGUAACUGAGAUUGGUGAAUUGCCGCCGGGGAGCAUAAAAUGUACAAAUUUGAGAAUAUUGUUAUCUAUUAAUACCUAUAUAUAUAUAUAUAUAUAUUGCUUGCCUUUUGCUGCAAGGAGGAAGAAUGACAUGAAUUCAGGUGGUGAGCAACAAUAAACGGUUAAGCAGGUAGCUUUCUUGUAUUUGUCUCUAUACUUUUGUGUAUAAAGAAGAAGAUUGUAUUUGUAUCAGACUUUUUGGUGCAUGGAAGCACUUGGGGCUUGUUUGAAUAUAGAGUAUCGUUACUAUUGCAUCUUUAAUAUUUUAGGUGUUU
Molecule: messenger RNA, 1978 nt
Organism: Alnus glutinosa
Lineage: Eukaryota; Viridiplantae; Streptophyta; Magnoliopsida; Fagales; Betulaceae
Product: protein BYPASS1-LIKE-like
Exons: 1
Coding region: 470-1669 (399 amino acids)
Source: RefSeq, a predicted model, not a curated record